Messenger RNA from Diversispora eburnea, 375 nucleotides. The record is from the annotation of a GenBank genome assembly. Lineage: Eukaryota; Fungi; Glomeromycota; Glomeromycetes; Diversisporales; Diversisporaceae.
AUGUUCGUUAUUAGUACUACAGGACAUAUGGGUCGUUAUGGGCAUGAAUUUCUAGAAUUUGAGUUUCGUGCAGAUGGAAGGUGUCGUUAUGCUAAUAACUCAAAUUAUCGUAAUGAUAGUUUGAUCCGAAAAGAAAUGUAUGUUAGUCCUUUAAUGAUGAAAGAAUUGAGACGAGUAAUUCAAGAGAGUGAAAUAAUGAAAGAAGACGAUCAACGAUGGCCAAAAAAGAAUGUAACAGCAAAGAUCGGUUCACUUGUAGAUGUUCAAGAAAGUGAUGAUCCUGAAGGUUUACGAGUUUUCUAUUAUUUGGUUCAAGAUUUAAAGUGUUUGGUGUUUUCAUUAAUUGGUUUGCAUUUCAAGAUCAAACCUAUUUAG